Trichogramma pretiosum is the source of this 2319-nucleotide messenger RNA. RefSeq names its product zinc finger protein 596-like. NCBI's taxonomy places the organism in Eukaryota, Metazoa, Arthropoda, Insecta, Hymenoptera, Trichogrammatidae. Gene Ontology annotation, biological process: regulation of transcription by RNA polymerase II. The transcript has 3 exons. The record is from RefSeq and is a predicted model, not a curated record. The coding region runs from base 110 to 1777 and encodes 555 amino acids. Gene Ontology annotation, molecular function: DNA-binding transcription factor activity; RNA polymerase II cis-regulatory region sequence-specific DNA binding.
UAAGUGUAUUCAAAUUCUCAAUUCAUGAUUUCUAAAUAUAAAUAAAUUCACGAUAGAUCGUUACAAGGUACAGAAAUAUUAGUCGUUAGCGAGAUUUCAACAGAGCAAAAUGGAAUCGAGUGAUAUGCUUAAUUGUGCUGUGAGAGUGAAGGAGGAAACGAUUGAUGUCUCAUUUCUUGAAAAUGAAUGUGAAAUGAUUGACGAGAAACCCGAUGUUAAAAACAUCCAACUUUUACCAUUUUCGUUGGAAAAUCCAGCUCACAAACUUCGGGAAUAUGACGAAGAUCAAGAAGUUGAUAAAAAUGACGAAAUGGAGAUUGAAUUCGAGUGUGUAGACGUCAAGCUCACUAUGGUUUCAUUAGUACAUAAAAAAUCCGAAGAUUAUUCUCGAAAUUACUUACAGCUUACGAAAUAUAGCAAGGAUUAUCAGAAUGAAAAUAAAAUUAAAGAGGAAACUGUGGCGGAAGUGAAAAAAGAAGUGAAUUUGAAUUUUGAUUAUGAACUCAACGGGAGAAAUGAAAAAAUGAACAACAGCGUAAAGUUAAAAGAUGGACUCGAAAUAAGAACCGAAAAGGUACAUAAUGAUACCACCCAUCCCUGUAAGACAUGUGGUAAGACUUUUGCACGACUUUAUGUUCUCAAACGCCAUAUCAAUUCGGUACAUGAUAAAAUCACUCAUACUUGUGAUAUGUGCAAAAAGAAUUUCUCAAAUAAUGGUAAUCUGAAAAAACAUAUCGACGCGGUGCAUAAUAAAAUCAUUCAUGAAUGUGAUAUUUGCGGAAAGAAAUACUCACGAAAGAGUGACCUCAAAACACACAUUGAUGCGGCGCACAAUGGUAUUGCCCCUAUUUGUAAGACAUGUGGUAAGACAUUUACACGACUAGAUGUUCUCAAACGCCAUAUCAAUUCGGCCCAUAAUAAAAUCAUUCAUGAAUGUGAUAUUUGCGGAAAGAAAUACUCACGAAAGAGUGACCUCAAAACACACAUUGAUGCGGCGCACAAUGGUAUUGCCCCUAUUUGUAAGACAUGUGGUAAGACAUUUGCACGACUGGAUGCUCUCAAACGCCACAUCGAAACGGUACAUGAUAAAAUCACACAUGAAUGUGAUAUUUGCGGAAAGAUAUACUCACAAAAGAGUGAUCUCAAAACACACAUUGAUGUGGCGCACAAUGCUAUGGCCCCUAUUUGUAAGACAUGUGGUAAGACAUUUGCACGACUGGAUGUUCUCAAACGCCAUAUCAAUUCGGUACAUAAUAAAAUCAUUCAUGAAUGUCAUAUUUGCGGAAAGUCUUUUACUCAAAAAAGUUAUGUCAAGAACCACAUCGAUUCGAUACAUAAUAAAAUCAUUCAUGAAUGUAAUAUUUGCGAAAAGAAAUACUCGCAUAAGAAUGAUCUCAAAACACACAUCGAUGUGGAGCACAAUGGUCUUAGAUGUGCAUGUGAUAUUUGCGGCAAGACAUUUUCACUAAAAAGUAUUCUCAUACGCCACAUCAAUUCGGUACAUGACAGAAUUACUCAUGAAUGUGACAUUUGCGGAAAGAAGUACUCAGAUAAGAGUACUCUCAAGAAACACAUCGAUUCAGUGCACAAUGGUGUUAGACAUGCAUGUGAUAUUUGCGGAAAGUCUUUUACUCAAAAAAUUUAUGUCAAGAACCACAUCGAUUCGAUACAUAAUAAAAUCAUUCAUGAAUGUAAUAUUUGCGAAAAGAAAUACUCGCAUAAGAAUGAUCUCAAAACACACAUCGAUGUGGAGCACAAUGGUCUUAGAUGUGCAUGAGAUAUUUGCGGCAAGACAUUUUCACUAAAAAGUAUUCUCAUACGCCACAUCAAUUCGGUACAUGACAGAAUUACUCAUGAAUGUGAUAUUUGAUGAAAGAAAUUCUUAUAUAAGAAAAAUCUCAACAGGCACAUUGAUUCGGUACAUGAUAAAGUCUUGUAGAUAGAGGAAAAACGAUAAGACGAUAGGGUGAUUGCAAAAGGCGCUUCGAAUCAAUUCAUGACUAACCACCAUCAUGAAUGUUCAUCGAUGGUAUCAGACAUGCAUACGAGAUAUGCAGAAAAAUAUUUACAAAAAAAUCUUUUAGAAACUUCACAUUAAUAUGGUGAAUCAUGCACGAUUCAAAUCAAAAAAAGUAUAAAUUUUGUAUUCAAUUGUGUAAAAAAGCCAUGUACGAUAUAUUGUAUCAGUAAAAGACUAAUGUCGAGUCUUUAAUUCUAAACAGAGCUAAAAAAAUGUUGGUACCUCAAUCGAUUGUGAGCAAGUCAGCAUGAUGAUUCAAAGCUUUACUUGAUAAAAUAAAGUUCUUUUCAUUAACUUUA